AUGCAAGGCUCUUUUUAAAAGAAGGAAGCUCUAGCCGAAAUCUUUGAUUAAGUAAGAGAUGUAGAUAUAAAAAUCUUUGGGGUCAUAUUAGAAAUGUUUCGAAAGGAGAAAGUUGAAGACUGCAUUGGAUAUCUUUCAGAUAAAGGGAAUCAGAGACAAUUAGAAACAUAAAUUUUACAACAAGUAGAGAACUUCACCCAAGUUGAUAUCGAAUAGAUAUUGUCUGUUGUUAGAAAAGAUUUGAAAAAAACUAAAGAUGUCCUAAAAGAAUUAAAAGACCAUGACUUCAAUAAAUUAGACUAUUCCUCUGAAUAAAAUGAAGAAUCUACAUUAAGUCUAAUUAAUAGCAUCAAUGAUAAUAUAUAGAUCAUAGAAUUUUUGGAAUUGUUAGUUGACCUCACAUCUUUAGAUGACACUUUAAUUCAAUGUGGAUCAAACUCAUUACAUUUAUUAGUUUAGAUGAAGGUGGACCUAAGAAACAAAAAUUUGGAAAACAUAAAGAUCUAAAAUACUUCUUUAGUAGGAGCUAAUUUUAGUCGAUGCAAUUUAAGUGGAUCCUAAUUUAAUAUUGUUAAUAUAAGUGGAAUAAAUUUAAAUGAAGUAUUAUUAAUGAAUUGUGAAUGGAAGAAUUUAAUAAUUCAUGAAUUAAAUACAUUAAAUGGUCAUAGUGAUGGUGUCAGAUCAGUCAGUUUCUCUCCUGAUGGAAAUAUUUUAGCAUCUGGUAGUUUUGAUAAGUCUAUCCGUCUUUGGGAUGUCAAAACAGGAUAAUAAAAAGCCAAAUUAGAUGGUCAUAGUGGAAUUGUCUAGUCAGUCUGCUUCUCUCCUGAUGGAAAUACAUUAGCCUCUAGUAAUUGUGGUAACAAUAUUCAACUAUGGAAUGUUUCAACUAAAAAAAAAAUAGUUAAAUUAAAUGGUCAUUUUAAAGGAGUUUUUUCAGUCUAUUUCUCUCCUGAUGGAAAUACAUUGGCUUCUAGCAGUGAAGAUUAGUCUAUCUGCCUAUGGGAUGUCAAAACAUUAUUAAAAAAAAGAAAAUUGGUUGGUCAUACUAAUUGGGUCGAAUCAAUUUGUUUCUCUCCUGAUGGAAAUACACUAGCCUCUGGUUGUAAUGAUAAGUCUAUCCGUCUAUGGGAUGUUAAAACAGGAUAAUAAAAAGUUAGAUUGGAUGGUCAUAUUGAUUGUAUCCACUCAGUCUGUUUCUCUCCUGAUGGAAAAACACUAGCAUCUGGUAGUGUUGAUUAUAUCCGUUUAUGGAAUGUCAAAACAGGAUAAUAAAAAGCCAAAUUAGAGGGUCAUGCUUGUCAUGUCUACUCAGUUUGUUUCUCUCCUGAUGGAAAUACAUUAGCUUCUGGUUGUAAUGAUAAGUCUAUCCGUCUAUGGAAUGUCAAAACAGGAUAAUAAAAAGCCAAAUUAGAUGGUCAUAGUGAUUAUGUUAAAUCAGUCUGUUUCUCUCCUGAUGGAAAUACAUUAGCUUCUGGUAGUAAGGAUAAGUCUAUCCGUCUAUGGGAUGGCAAAACAGGAUAAAAAAUUAAAAUCUCUAAUAAAAACCACAAAGAUAUUCUUGGAUAAUUUAAGAUUCCACCCAAAUUACAUAGCAAUAUUUCCAAAAGUAAUAUUUAUUUCCUUUCUAAUUUUUAGUCUCCAAUAACAUCAAUACACUCCUUAGAUCCUAAUUGGCAAUAUUCUAAGCAUAAGGAGCUCUAGUUCUUAAAGGAGAAUUUAUCAAUCAUCAAGGCAUUGAUUUGAGACCUUUAUUUAAAUCCAAAGGUAGCUGUCUUUUGGAAAACCAAUUAGACUGCAAUUAAAAAUGA
Messenger RNA from Paramecium pentaurelia, 1808 nucleotides. The record is from the annotation of a GenBank genome assembly. Lineage: Eukaryota; Ciliophora; Oligohymenophorea; Peniculida; Parameciidae.